AUGGUAAAGAGCGAAGUGCUUUGCGAAGAAUCCACCUUCCUUGACUACCCUUUGUCGAACCGUUCAGAAGUUUCGCUAUCCUCCCUAAUUUUUGUGUUCAAUGAGUUGGUUCAGUACUGUCUAACCACAUGCACAUCGGGGGUACAAGUUGAGCAAAGAUUGCACGACAUAGGACUAUCACUAGGGCCCAAGGUCCUGGAGCUCGUAUCCAUCAAGGAAAGGAUAUACAAACAUGAGACAAAAGUUGUAUCCAUGCUGACUUUCAUAGCCACAACAGUUUGGAAAUACCUAUUUAACCAUCAUGCAGAACUGCUUAAAAGCCAAGACCACCAGGACGAGUAUAUGAUCAGCGACAAAAGGAUGAUCAUAUCACUUUAUGUCUCAAUGGGAAAGGAUCGCCAUCAACCAGUACUGGCAGCAUAUGUAGCUGGAAUGGUAGAAGGGAUGCUCUGUGGUGUGUAUAUGGGAGCGCAGGUGAGCGCCCAUGUAGUGGCACAGGAAGACGGUUGUUACGUUAUGACUCUCUUAAUUAGUCUAAAAGAUGAGAAAGAAACGAAUGCAUCUUAA
Molecule: messenger RNA, 567 nt
Organism: Babesia microti strain RI
Lineage: Eukaryota; Apicomplexa; Aconoidasida; Piroplasmida; Babesiidae
Product: Trafficking protein particle complex subunit 5
Exons: 6
Coding region: 1-567 (188 amino acids)
Biological process (GO): endoplasmic reticulum to Golgi vesicle-mediated transport
Cellular component (GO): TRAPPI protein complex; TRAPPIII protein complex; TRAPPII protein complex
Source: RefSeq, a predicted model, not a curated record